Molecule: messenger RNA, 981 nt
Organism: Coniophora puteana RWD-64-598 SS2
Lineage: Eukaryota; Fungi; Basidiomycota; Agaricomycetes; Boletales; Coniophoraceae
Product: Sld5-domain-containing protein
Exons: 6
Coding region: 52-954 (300 amino acids)
Biological process (GO): double-strand break repair via break-induced replication; DNA-templated DNA replication
Cellular component (GO): GINS complex
Source: RefSeq, a predicted model, not a curated record
CUCGCUUCCUCCACCCGUCCCUACCUGUCCUUACACUCAAGAGUAAUCGCAAUGGACGACGAAGACUUCUUCACCUCCCUCGGCCGCGGCUCCUCAUCCACCUCCAACGCCCGUGGCCGUGGCGGCGGCACCACCACUAACUCCUUCCAAGACCGCCUCCGCCGCGCAUCGCGCCACGAUCCCGACGGCCUGCCCGCAGCCGGCCCAUCAUCCCGAGACGCAGACGGCGACGUGCGCAUCCGCGAUGCCGGUGCCGACCACGUCAACGGACUCGGGCGGGGCCACGCCGCCGAAGACGGAGGCGACGAUGAUGAGGAGCUGCCCGACUUCCUGCGCGAGGACGUCUCGGAGACGCCGCUGCAGCAGCUCGUGCGCCAUUGGAUGAACGAGCGGCACGCGCCGGACAUACUGCCCGUCCAAGAGGCCCUUCUCAGCGAGCUGCUGGAUCAUAUUAGGCGUCAGAGUGAAACGGUACAGCUCCUGCGCGGUGACCCCAGCAGCUCAGAAGACGAACACUUCCGGAUCAUGCUCGUCCAAACAGAAGUCGAACGCGUCAAGUUCGUCGUGAGAUCGUACCUCCGCACGCGUUUGUUCAAGAUCGAGAAGUACGCGCGGCACAUCAUGACGCAGCCCGAAAUGCAGGAGAAGCUGCUGGAGAACGAGGUCGAGCACGCGAGACGAUACGCAAACCUAACCGACCAGCACUUCUACCACGCCGUUCUGCAGAGUCUGCCCGACAGCCAGCAGACAUUGGAUGACGCACCGCCGUUCGUCCCACCGAUGGUCGCCGAGCCAGACAGGUCUCGACCAGUGUUUGUGCAUGCAAGAGAAGACUGUCCUCGAAUAACGCUUCCAGACGGGACCCCACACGAGAUGAAGAAAGGCCACAUCUCGCUAACCCCCUACGCCGUCGUUGACCAGCUAGUUGCUCGUGGAGAGGCUGAGCUAGUGUAGCCGUACGGAUCGACACCUUACAUCACA